Messenger RNA from Naegleria gruberi, 525 nucleotides. RefSeq lists its product as uncharacterized. Bases 1 to 525 code for a protein of 174 amino acids. The record is from RefSeq and is a predicted model, not a curated record. NCBI's taxonomy places the organism in Eukaryota, Heterolobosea, Eutetramitea, Acrasida, Naegleriidae. The transcript has a single exon.
AUGGAAUCAUCCAAUCAUUCAGAAGAAAAUUCUCCACUCCUCACCCAGGAUGAGUUUGAAAGAAAUAUGAAAGCAUUUCAACUCUUGGCUGGAACAAUCGAAACCAAACACAAACCAAGUGUAAUCACCAGAUCAAGAAGCAAAAUGAAGGAAGAAUUGAAUAUAAAAACAAGCGAUUCACAAGACAAACUCAAGAGAAGCAAUGAAGAUCAUGAUUCGAAAAUUUGUAAGAAGCAAAUGAAGAAGAAACGAAAACGAAACGAAUUGAAAAAGAAAAUGAAGUUGGCAAGAAAUAUCAUAUCCUUUUAUACGUUUAAAGAAUUUCUUUCCAAUCAAUUAGAAGAAGAACAAGACAACACACCAGAGAAGAAUCAAGUGAUUUUCAAUGAAGAUGCCAUUAAAAUAUUUCAUGAUGGAAUCUUGGAAGUCAUGUUAAAAUAUUUGGAGAAUGUGAAAGAAACAAUGGAGGCCAACACAAUUGGAAAGGCCUUAAAAUUGGAGGCAGGAAGAUUAUUGGGUGAAUAA